AAUUAAAUAAAGCGCACGCCACUAGUUUCCCACGAAGCUUAAGAGCUGCCCGAAAACAAACAGGUCUUGCCACAAAUCCCUCUAAUUCCAUAUUGGUUUAACCGCGUUCGUCUGAAUGGAUUCGGUGUCGCUGACCCUCGCGCAGCCCCCAUAUCGCAUUUUGGUGUGAAUAAGCUCACUAAUGCUAAAUUAGCAUUACAUUUAUCGGGCACUUUAUGCCGAAUAUAUCCUACCAAUGAAGUGAUGCCUUGCAGAAAUAAUCAAAUGCAGACAUUAACGCGAUUGUUCAACCUUUCUCAAAAUUUAUAGAGAAUUUUCUCGUCACACACACAACCUGGCUUGUUUGCCAUGUUCUCAUUGUCGAAGCUACUGCAGCUGCUUCUCCUGUUAAACCCGGGCUACUGGCGAGGAGUUGUUGCUAGUCCCACCGAUGACAACGCAGCGCGGGGCGGCCAUGGAGACCACGGAGAGCCGGGUCAUAAAGAGACCCACCAGGAUUCAUACAGUACAUUUGCCUCGGAAUUCCUAGAGUCAAGAUAUCUAACAGAUGAGGGUUAUCCCUUCCCCACUGCCCCACCUGUAGAUCCAUUCGCUAAAAUCAAAGUGAGUGACUGUGGAAUAACCAAGGGUUGCGUCAGGUACGGGAAACCAGGCUGCGAUGCAGAGACCUGCGACUACUUCCUCAGCUAUCGCAGGAUUGGUGCUGAUGUGGAGUACGAAAUGAGCGCGGACACCGACGGCUGGGUGGCCGUGGGGUUCUCCUCCGAUAAGAAGAUGGGAGGGGAUGAUGUCAUGGGCUGCGUCCAUGACGACAACGGGCGAGUACGGAUACACCACUUCUACAACGUGGGCCAGUGGGCCAAGGAGAUCAAGAGGAACCCGGCACGCGAUGAGGAGGGCAUCUUCGAAAACAACCGGGUGACCUGCCGCUUCAAGCGGCCGCUCUAUGUGCCCCGCGAAGAAACGCUGGUGGACCUCCACUUAAGCUGGUACUACUUGUUCGCAUGGGGCCCCGCCAUCCAAGGAUCCAUCACCCGGCAUGACAUCGACUCGCCCCCUGUCUCCGAUCACAUGAUCAGCAUCUAUAAGUAUGAGGACAUCUUCAUGCCCUCCACGGCCUACCAGACUUUCUCCUCCCCCUUCUGCCUGCUGCUCAUUGUAGCGCUCACCUUUUACCUUCUCAUGGGAACCCCAUAGCCCCUCGAGGCGGAGAGAGAGUGCUGUCGAAAUGAGGGGACCAGCAAUAAUCAAAGAGACUGGGAAACACCAGUGCAUCACUGUCAAAGAGAACACACGACAAGGGUGUGUCAUGCAUAGAUAUACCGUAGACAUAUAAAUCUAGAACUCAAGAUGGAGCCUGCAGAUCAUUAAGCAAAUGAUUGUAGUGUUUCACCAUAAUCCACGCAAAGAAAACGUCCGUUAGCCUUAUAUCUUAUGGUGAUUCAGAAACAGGUGUUUCUCAAUAUUAGAGCCACUAUUAGUGUUAUUUAAUUUAUGGAGUAUUUAUUAUCUUUUAUGAUUAUGAGCAUUAGUAAUUAGCUGCCAGAUCUGCAUGUGCCAUUUUAGCCUCCCAGUGCCAAUGGACAGACUUGGGGCCUACACAAUGUGAAGAACACUGGACUGUGAAGCCAAACUGCACAGGAAAGUGGUGUGCCAUAGCUUCCCGCUGGAGCUUGCUGGAGCUUGCUGGUGCUGUGAAGAGCGAGUGUAGAUUCACCAGAUACGCAGCUCCUACGUUUCUUCUGUUCUCCAUGCCUUUACGAAAGAAGGUUCUAAUUAGUAUUGAGAGUUUUCAGUGGUAUAUUACAGUGCAGAAAAUCCAUUGCCAUAGAACUGAACUUGGUCACAAUGCCAAAUUCUACAAAUUUUCAAAAGUUCCACCAAAUUACAAUUUUGUUCUUCAACAUCUGGGAGACAGAAAUUUCAGUGUUAAGCACAGCGCUAACAAUUUGAGUCUAACAAUUCUGUGCUGUCAGUCAGCUUGUACCUUUCCUAGAGCUGCUGAAGUGGGUAUGGUUCAGCAUGGCAGAUACAUUUUGACAAUAUACACGUUGUCUCGUAUCAUUGCUUCCUUCCUGUGGUUUUGAGCAAUGUUCUAGCAUCUUGCAAACAAGGGCUAUUUACCGAAAAAAAGUUACUUUACAUUUAAUUGAUAAUCACCUCUUAAUUGUCUCUAAUCUGAACAUGAAAAUGAACCAAUAGGUAUUAAAAAGUGAAACAUUGCGGAAGAAUUUAGUUUAGAUAUACCACAGUUACAGCUGAUCAGUGGCCCAUAGCUGAGUUACCAAUGCUUGGCAAGUUGAACCAAGCACUGUCCUUGGGUUAUCUUUCCCAACAGAACCACACUGGAUGCCAUUCAGUAGAUUCAGGUCUGAAGGAAAGGAAAUAUUCAGUUUCAUGCAGAAAGGUCUAUUUUCAGUUCUUAAGCCAUGUUUUUUAUGCCUUUUUUCUGCAUAGACAAAAAUUAAACAUGUUAUUACUGUAUCACUAGUAAAAAAUAUAUUUUAAGUGUAUAGAACUGCAAAAUAAAUGAGUAAAUGAGUUAAUUUUAGGAGGAUGGGUACAAAUUUGAAGACAAAAUGCAGCUUAAAAUUUAAACAUUCCAUCCAGCUUUGAUCUGAGUCUCUCUGAUUACAAAAUCAACUCUGUUUAUAAAUCCUAUGGAACCAAUGCAAUACAAGUAGGGUUGCAUGAUAAUAUUGCAGUCGUAUCGAGGUCACCACAGAACAUCUUAAAACAAAUGUGUUGACCCAAUGCUAAGAUCAUGGCCAAUAUGAUGAAGCAACAUACAUGCAGCAGCAAGGUGACACAUUUUAUAUGUUGCUGAUACUGUAAAUUAAGUGAAAAUGAAAAGCUCAAAAACUAACCUGAUUAUAAACACCUUUAUUAAUAUUUGUAGUUUAUCAUGUUCACCAGCCAAACCCAUAAGCAAAGCUAUAUAGAGACACGGUAACUCAUUAAUCAUAUUCGCUGCUUAAUAAUGAAGUAAGCAAGUUGAAACAUUUUGGUAUACAGCUAAAAUUUGUUACAUUUUCCAUUCAUACAGUAUGUUGAUUUCUGUGCUCACCUACCUCUUCAGUGAAUGUGGAAAUUUAGCUGCAGCUUGCAUUUGUGCCAUCAUGUAAAACAGGACAGCAAUAGCAUUGGUAUUGCUCAAUACCAGACAAACACUGGUACAAAUUCUAAUUCCAUUUGGAUUUUAAUUUAAGAACACUGGCUAUAGGAAUUUUAAUAAAUUACACUAUUAUGUGCAUGAUGACAUUAUUACAGGUAUGGCGUAAUGGUAACGUUAACUCUUGUUCUGUUUGUUUGUCUCCAUCAGCAGCGCUGCGGUUUGAGGUAAAAGUGUCAAUUGAAGUGAAAACAUGAAUAUGGACAAUCUACUGCUUGUAUAAUACAUUCCCCUCUAGACUGCAUUGAGCAGGUGACCUUAUUCAAACCACAGAGACAAAAACAGCUUUUAAAGCUGUUUUUUAUCUACUGUAUUCAAAAUAACACAGUCCUCAGCAUUUGGAAAUGGGGAGGAAAGUUAUUCCCCCAAAGUUUGAGAAUGACUAAUGAUAUUUUGGCACACAAUUAUUCUGAUUACUUUUUUAUUUUAUUAAAAGCGCACAGCAGUUUUCUAGACCACAGACAAAUGCACAGAUAUAUGUGAAAACCUGCACAAAGAGAGAGUGUCUAGGGGUUGCAUAAAAAGUACUGUACUGAUGAGGGGAUGUUCGACUACAGCAUGAAUAGGAAUCAGGCAAUAUGCAAUAACACUUAUAUAGGUGUGAAGGAGAAAGCCGUUUCUAAUGACAGAAAGGCAGAGGGGUAAAAUAUUUUGACAAAAAAGGCUUCCUUUUGUUUUAAACUUUUCAUUGAAAAGUUUUGGAUUUUCUUAUGAAUCAUUCACACGGACGCACAACAGUUUUAAAAUAAUAAAACACCCAAGAGCCCUCUAAAUGAAUUUGUUUGUCUUUAAUCCAGACUGUAGCUGUGCUAAUGUAAAGGGACAGUUCAGAGAAAGUGAUCACAACCCAAGUUUAUUCCUGUACGUACCUGCUCCUUCUGGAACACCCCCUCAAACAAUCUUAUGUAUCUUUACUAUAUGUGUUCUUAAUAAAGAUGUUAUUAAGAAAAUUAAA
This is a messenger RNA of Anguilla rostrata (American eel), 4127 nucleotides long. Its product is annotated as DOMON domain-containing protein FRRS1L. The record is from RefSeq and is a predicted model, not a curated record. The transcript has 5 exons. The coding region runs from base 349 to 1197 and encodes 282 amino acids. NCBI's taxonomy places the organism in Eukaryota, Metazoa, Chordata, Actinopteri, Anguilliformes, Anguillidae. Gene Ontology annotation, biological process: regulation of postsynaptic membrane neurotransmitter receptor levels; regulation of glutamate receptor signaling pathway.